AAUGACUGUGCUAUCGAACAUUAUCGUGGACAUUGAUUCAAAUGACGAGGACGAGAAACAAAUCGAACUGAUGAGAAAAGAAAUUAAACGAAGAAAUACAAAAGAGAACAGAGUUUUCUUACUUCAUACAGGGUCAUUGCAGGCAAAAAACUUAUUAGACGCUGCAGACUCAUUGGGACUUACUGGGGAAAAGUUCAUUUGGAUGCUGACUUCAUUUAGUGUUGGUACAAUAAAAAAAGGUGGACGUACAUCACGGUCAUACCCUAUAGGGGCACUAGGAAUAAAUUAUUACAAGGAUCCAGGAGAAAACGAGGCCGACGCUGCAGAAAUGAGUCUCAAGAUUUGGGCAAAGGCUCUCACUAACUUAGCGGGACACCUAGACAAGUAUAAUAUGUCGCCCAGACUGUCCUGUAACGGUACCCAGAACGACACCUGGCGGGACGGACGCGCACUAUACGCACGGAUGAAGGCUGUACAUCGGCUGGACUAUGAUACCGUGGUCAGAUUUAGCAGUAAUGGCGUAAAUGAAUUGGUGAAGUUGAGACUCAUUAAUGUCCAACACCAAGCAGGCGCUCGGGCAUGGAAGGAAGUCGGCCAAUGGAUUCCUUUCACGAAGAAUCAUCGGUCAGACAUGGUCAUCCAAAUGAAAGAAAUAGCUUGGCCUGGCGGGAAAACCAAACCACCGAAAGGAAAACCGGAAAGACGUCAUUUCAGAAUUGUGACGUUGAAGGAGGAUCCUUACGUAAUGUACCGUGACCCGGAUAAAGUGACUAGACGGUGUGGACACCACUCUGUGGCCUGUCGUCUGGUGUAUAAUCCGGCUGAGCAUGAUAACGACAGCACCUUACUAAACAAUACAGUGAUACGUUGCUGUACCGGACUGUGUAUAGACCUACUGGAGAUACUCAGUGAGCGGAUGGACUUUGACUACGAGUUGUACGAGGUUCCGGACCAAACCUGGGGACUCCCGGACCAGAGAACAGGCCAAUGGAAUGGGCUCAUAAACCAGUUGAUGACGCAUAGAGCAGACAUGAUAAUGACGUCAUUAAAAAUAACACCAAAGAGGAACGAGUUUAUUGAUUUUUCGGUGCCCUUUUUGGAGACUGGAAUUUCUAUAGUGGUGUCUAUUCGAAAAGGUGCUAUCUCUCCGACAGCUUUCCUAGAGCCAUACGACUACCCCUCGUGGUGUUUGAUCCUAGUGUUUAGCGUACAUGCCACAGGAGCUUCAAUAUUUAUAUACGAGUGGCUGAGCCCACGGGGACUUGACCAGGGACGAACAUCAUUGCGAGAGCAUAGGUUCUCGCUGUUCCGGUCGCUAUGGCUGAUUUGGGCUAUGCUGUUUGGAGCUUCAGUUUCCACAGAUACACCCCGAGGAGUGUCGAGCAGAUUUCUGGCGAACGUCUGGGCGUUGUUUGCCUUGGUUUUCCUCGCUAGUUACACAGCUAAUUUGGCAGCAUUUAUGAUCACUAAAGACGAGUACUACAACCUCUCUGGGAUAAAGGAUAUUCGUUUGAAACAUCCUUAUUCACAAUCUCCCCCCUUCCGGUUUGCGACGGUGCCAAACGGAAGUACUGAAGAGAACUUACGACAAAACCACCGUAAGAUGUUUGCCUAUAUGCGGCAGUUUAACCAGUCUACAGUUGAUGGAGCACUCAAGUCGUUAAAGGAUGGAAAAAUCCACGCCUUUAUCUACGACGCCACGCCUCUUGAGUAUCAUGUCGGAAAUGACAAGGACUGUGAGCUGACCACAGUUGGGGACUGGUACGCCAUGACAGGGUACGGGGUGGGAUUCCCGAGGGGGUCCACCUGGGUGGAGGAAGUGGAUCAGAUUAUACUCAAGCUACAAAAAUCAGGCGAAAUGGAAAGAUUACGAAAAUUUUGGCUAGCUGGCGCUUGUCAUCGAAGGAAACAGAAAAGGGGACAAUCCAGUCAUAACAUCGGCAUCCUUAACUUCACCAGUGCUUUUAUAUUCCUGGCCGGUGGAAUGCUGGUCGGCGUCAUCCUACUUAUAGCAGAACAUCUCUAUUUUAAAUUUGGAAGAAGCUGUUUGCGGAAAUACGACAAAAACGGUUGUUGUGCUUUAGUUAGUUUGAGUAUGGGUCAAUCAUUAACGUUUGAACAGUCGGUUAUAGAGGCUAUAGACAUGCAUAAACGUCAUCGAUGCAAAGAUCCACUUUGUGAAACACAGUUAUGGAAAGUGCGUCACGAAUUGGACCUGUCAAAAUUUACUAUAGAAAAACUAAAAGACCAAUUACAGAGUUUUGGUAUAAAACCUUUAGAAGGAAAUCUUUUCCGGCAUAAGAAAAAGCCAGCACUGGAACAGACUCCUAAUCCUAAACCGAAUGGAUACCCCAGAUGUAAUAGAUCUGAGGGCGCCGAGGAGGAACACCGAGUGUGUCCCGAAUCUCAGAGUAAGGAACGCUUACUUCAGGACAGUGAAUGUACGAGUACUAGUCCGUACCUGCACGAUCCGUCCCUGACUCGGUGGUCAAAAAGGUCGUUACGGCGGUCACCUAGUUAUACGAACGCUAUUGCGAUUGAACCGUCAGAAAAGGGAGACAGCGGGAGCGUGAUACAAAGACAUAUUAAUAAAGUCCGUUGUCACGACGGGAAUUACUAUGUUGGUGUAAGUAAUGAUAAUCCGACAGAAGGAUACGACAUGACGCAUUAUGUCGAAUAA
Messenger RNA from Mizuhopecten yessoensis (Yesso scallop), 2680 nucleotides. Its product is annotated as glutamate receptor ionotropic, NMDA 2A-like. Gene Ontology annotation, biological process: monoatomic ion transport; synaptic transmission, glutamatergic; modulation of chemical synaptic transmission. The transcript has 14 exons. Gene Ontology annotation, molecular function: NMDA glutamate receptor activity; transmitter-gated monoatomic ion channel activity involved in regulation of postsynaptic membrane potential. Gene Ontology annotation, cellular component: plasma membrane; postsynaptic membrane. The annotation marks the transcript as partial. The record is from RefSeq and is a predicted model, not a curated record. NCBI's taxonomy places the organism in Eukaryota, Metazoa, Mollusca, Bivalvia, Pectinida, Pectinidae.